Messenger RNA from Chinchilla lanigera (long-tailed chinchilla), 5874 nucleotides. RefSeq names its product abl-interactor 2 (gene Abi2). Gene Ontology annotation, cellular component: lamellipodium. Lineage: Eukaryota; Metazoa; Chordata; Mammalia; Rodentia; Chinchillidae. Gene Ontology annotation, molecular function: SH3 domain binding. The record is from RefSeq and is a predicted model, not a curated record.
GAGGAGGCGGAGGAGGAGGAGGAUGUGAAGAUGGCGGAGCUGCAGAUGCUGCUGGAGGAGGAAAUCCCGGGGGGCCGCCGGGCCCUCUUCGACAGCUACACGAACCUGGAGCGGGUGGCCGACUACUGCGAGAGCAACUACAUCCAGUCAGCAGAUAAACAGCGAGCUCUAGAGGAAACCAAAGCCUACACCACCCAGUCAUUAGCAAGCGUUGCCUACCUGAUAAACACCUUGGCCAACAAUGUCCUGCAGAUGCUGGAUAUCCAGGCAUCCCAGUUACGAAGGAUGGAGUCUUCAAUCAAUCACAUUUCACAAACAGUUGAUAUUCAUAAAGAGAAAGUUGCAAGAAGAGAAAUUGGUAUUUUAACUACCAAUAAAAACACUUCAAGGACACACAAGAUUAUUGCUCCAGCCAACCUUGAACGACCAGUUCGUUAUAUUAGAAAACCUAUUGACUAUACAAUUCUAGAUGACAUUGGACAUGGAGUAAAGUGGUUGCUUAGAUUUAAGGUGAGUACCCAGAACAUGAAGAUGGGUGGGCUGCCGCGCACAACACCUCCAACUCAGAAGCCACCCAGCCCCCCUGUGUCAGGGAAGGGGACACUUGGGCGGCACUCCCCCUAUCGCACACUGGAGCCAGUGCGUCCUCCAGUGGUACCAAAUGAUUACGUACCUAGCCCAACCCGUAAUAUGGCUCCCUCGCAGCAGAGCCCUGUGAGGACAGCUUCUGUGAAUCAAAGAAAUCGAACCUACAGCAGCAGUGGGAGUAGUGGAGGAAGCCACCCCAGCAGUCGGAGCAGCAGUCGGGAGAACAGUGGAAGUGGGAGCGUGGGGGUCCCUAUUGCUGUCCCCACGCCGUCUCCUCCCAGUGUCUUUCCAGCCCCCGCUGGCUCUGCCGGCACUCCUCCCCUGCCUGCUACUUCCGCCUCUGCCCCUACCCCUCUCGCUCCUGCGGCCGCCCCCUCCUCCGCCGCCCCAGACGCCGCUGCUGGGGGCGCCCAGACCCUGGCUGAUGGCUUCACUUCUCCAGCUCCCCCUGUUUCUUCCAAUCCACCUACCGGCCAUCCUGUUCAGUUCUACAGUAUGAACAGGCCUGCCUCUCGCCACAUGCCCCCGACCAUCGGGGGCUCCCUGCCCUACCGACGCCCUCCCUCUGUAACCUCACAAGCCAGCCUUCAGAACCAGAUGAAUGGUGGACCUUUUUAUAGCCAGAAUCCAGUAUCUCUUGCUCCUCCUCCUCCCUCCAUCCUACAGGUAACUCCUCAGUUACCUUUAAUGGGAUUUGUGGCCAGAGUCCAAGAAAAUAUUUCAGAUGCACCACCUCCACCACCCCCUGCGGAGGAGCAGGUCUUUGAUGAGUCACCACCCCCGCCCCCUCCCCCGGAGGAUUACGAUGAGGAGGAGGCCGCUGUGGUCGAGUAUAGUGACCCCUAUGCUGAAGAGGACCCGCCCUGGGCGCCAAGGGCCUACUUGGAAAAGGUCGUGGCUAUUUAUGAUUAUACAAAAGACAAGGAAGAUGAGCUGUCCUUUCAGGAAGGAGCCAUUAUUUAUGUCAUCAAGAAGAAUGACGACGGUUGGUAUGAGGGAGUUAUGAAUGGAGUGACUGGGCUCUUUCCUGGGAACUAUGUCGAAUCUAUCAUGCAUUAUUCUGAGUAAAGCUCAGCAGGGCUGCACUUUCCUCCCAGAAACAGUCAGGUCUUCCCAGACUGUGAAGGCCCUGGGGAUUUCCCUUCAGUGAAGUAGAAUGAAGGAUGCAAAUGAUAAAAACUACUUAUUUUGUUUUUUUGGUUUAUUCUCCAGUAUUAAAACAAAAACAAAAAACCAAGCCAAGUCUGAACAAAUGGAUCUUUCUGCCAUCAUUUGUACUAUGCUGAGCUGUCUGGAUUGAAAUAAAGUGACCAUUUCUGAAUAUGUCAAAGGUAUAACAACAAACCAUAUAGCUUAAAUAAAUCAGAUUAAGACUGAUCCAGGAAAAAAUCCAGGAUCUUUCUCAGGAAUACUGUACACCCUUGGAAUUUCCCUUCCUGCAAAAUCUGUGGCAGUGAACCUUCUCCACUGCCUGUGCUAAGUAAGGGGUUAACCUCAUGGCCCAGUGGGUAGCCUACCCCUCAUUUUCUUCCACUUGUACGAAGAGGAGGAAACUGAUAUUUAAAUACUAUACUUAACUAUUUUUACAAUUGUUUCAGAUGGCUUUUUUCCUCUUCAACACUGUAAAUUCUGCAUUUUCUCAGUACUUGAGUGUGCCAGACGAGUUAACGCUGAACUCGCUUGCAUCUGAUCAUGUUUCUGUUUGUAGAUAUAGGAUGAUGACGUGUGAGUCUCCAAACAUUGUGAGAUGGUUAACAGUGGCCACAGCUUGAUUUUGAUGUGCUGCUGCAUGAGACUGCACUGGCACUCACGGUCAGCGGACCAGCUGUGAAAUGUGGUAGGCUGGCUUGUGUGUGGAGUUGGUGUGUGAAGCUAGACACAAAGGUCUUGAGUUUCUGAGGGAGGAAGCUAGGAACAUGCCCUGCAGCAGGCCUGCUGAAUCCUUGCCUUCAGUGCUGCCUCAAAGAUGGCUCUUGCAGGUCAGACCAACUAACUAGUACUCCUUUUGCUUUUUAGAAAAACACUAGUUUUUGUUUUGAAAGAAUAGCAGUUAUUUUCAAGUGUCUUUUGACAGUCACUGGGAUUACAAGGCUGCUAAUGUGCUCUCUGAAUGUUACUAAUGGCCAGUGUUAGCUGCUGCUGACUCAUCCCCCACUGAGCUCUAGAAAAGGUAAAUACUUGUCUGAUUUUGUGUGACUGAACUCUACAGUAGCUGCUCUUAGUAAGAAUUUGAACCUUGUAUCUCAGAAUAAGACUAUUGUGGAAUAGGAUUAAUAUGCCAAAAUACUUUUAUAGUUACAUUGAUAAAAGAACUUUGAGAGAAACAAUGAACAUCUCCUUUUGUGUAUGACACCUUCAACUCAGUGGAAUUUGUAGGUCUAAUGGCUUUAAUUAUUCCCUUUGUAAUCCAUAUUAAAUACUGGAAAAAUCCCGGAGGUGGUAGGUGCUCAGUAGGUGAAUAUGAUGAUGGUGGGCCAGCCAGGGGCAGGUCCAGAGCUGCCAGUGUGGCUUCUUCCUAAUCUAGCAAUGUGGCCAGAUAGUGUCACCAGGUAACCUCCCCUGGCGACAGAGGGAGAGGCAAUAGCUGCAUAUGUUUCAAAUGGAGGCCUUGAGCAUUAUGGUAGUGUAGCUAAAGUUGGUGGGGAAAGGAAUGUGUGUAGCAGUGCAUGAAGAAACGCAGGUGGUAUAGGCAGAGUUCAUAUUCUACUUGUGGAUCUGUUACCAAAGCAUAAAACUUCACCACCAUUCAACUGAGACCCAGCUAUAGAGUUUGCUUAAACAAAACAAGAACCGUUACAGCUUGGCAGAUUUGCUUUUAGAUAAUGGCCCUUAAAAUGUUCUCUGAGCCUUUAACGCCAUUAACCCAAACAAGACUAUACUUGGGUAGGUUAAAAUCUUAGUACUAGUGCACAACUAGGAAAACGUUUGAAACCAGUAGUUUUAAUGAUUUAAGUAACUUUUUUCUGAGAAAGUGUAGUGGAUUAAUAGACAGAGGGUGCUUCAGAAUCCAGUAGCUCCAGUAGGUCACCACCACCAGAGAGCAGCGACAGUGGCGGAAAGCAGAGCUGGUGGCCUCGCCUUACGUGCGCGCCUCACCCACUGGACCCUUGCUGCCUCCAGGUGCACUGAGGACGCUGGUGAAGCCCUCGGUGAAGACUGCAGUGGGGGUCCCAUGGGUCAGCUAAUUUUUUAUUAUUUAGUACUAAUAUGUGUGAUUUUGGGGGGCUAUAUUUUAAAUUUUUGUACAGUUUUAAAUUCUACAGAUUGUCUUUGAAGGAUACUAUGAAGUAAUUGAGCCAGGCCUACCAUAAUUGGAGACUUUAGUGUAUGUAAUAUCACUUAGAUUGCAUGCUAAUAGUCUGUGAGGGUAGUAUUUCCUGUUUUAUUGUAAGUUUCUCCCAUUUAUCUUAUAAAGUAAAAGAUGGUAUUAGGAAUUUCAAAUGAAUUCAGAUCUUAGAUGCUGCAAAGAUGUAUUAAUAUUGUAGCAAAGACGAUCUUCGACUAAAAUCUGCUGACCAUUAAGUCACCAUUUUACCGGGAUAGAGAGAAUUUAAUGAGGCUGUUCUUUCUUCUGCAAGUGUUUCUGACUGUGGCCACUCUUUUUCCCUUCAAAAAAAAGUGGAGUGAGUAAAUAAUUAUCCCUUUGGGAUAUUAAUAUUUGAAAGUUUGUUAUGUUUGACCAUGGACAAGGUAAUAAACUGGAAACAAAAACAAUGCCCGUGUUUCAAAAAUCUAGACCUGAAGAGAUUGAGGAUACUGUUUAGAAUAAAUAUAAAUCUUUGAAAAUGUCUCUUUGGUAUUUUCCAUGUUUUGGCCACUUCCUUUUUAUCUUCCUCAGAGGAACCUGCGGUUCCCAUCUUGGGGCUGGGAAGAGACUGUUGAUUUUGCUGUGUUCCUAACUCAGUAGGUGGGACACUCCCAUCUCCCUUUUUCCUUCCUGGUACUGCUACUGUUCAUUGCCCAGCUAGAGAAAAUAUUUUGUGCAUCUUCACAGUGAUACCUGUAACAUAGCUGUUCUCCUUUGCAGUUUGAUGAUGUUGAUUCAAGGUUAAGAUUUCUCUCUUUGGGAGGCAUAAAAAUGAUGGUCAUUUGCCUUUAUCUUUUUGCUUUCUGUUUUAGCAGAUGACCUUUCUGCCUUGAGCCCUGUUCUCUGACCUUGCAUUACCCUUCCUCCUUGAGAAAGCAUGGCAUGUCUUAGAGGCCACCUUCACUUCUGAAAAGGGUUUGAUGGAGGAAUUGGCAGGUGACUGCCAAGUCUUUCAAAGAAUGGGGAUCUAUUCAUUUUUUAACUUCUUUGGACCCUGGUUGUUAGGGUGAUAAUUUUCCCCACAUGACGUUGGUAGAAUCAUAGAACUUUAGAGCAAGACUUUUGGUUUAGUCUCAUUUGACAGAUGAGGUUAGAUGCUUUGUUUCAGAAGAACAUUUAGGUAAUAACACAGUUCCUGACUCAAUGCUUAGUAUUCUUUCCACUGAACCACAACUGUCUUAACUAAAUGUGCUAUAUUUUCUUUGAAAAUUAGUUUUACUUGAUGUUUUUAAGAGUAUACUUGAAAAGAUAUGCCAUGGUUUGAUAAGUAACCAUCUGAGUAUUCAGACUAAAAGUGUAUUAAGUGUAACCUUAAUCAGUGCAAAUAAUCUUCAUUAACCUGUCCUAAGACUGCACUCCACAUGCCCUCUUCCCGUAAAGGUAAAGAAGAGUGCACUGCCACUGUCCGACACUGGCGGCGCCGCAGAGUGAGCAGCCUUGUCUAAGAGAGCGUUACAAAGACAAGUUACUAAAUGGAGGCAUUGAGCUCAUUACCUUUAAGUUUAUGCUGAUCUUUGUUUUAUUGAGAAUCUGUAUUAAAUGAUGAAUGAAAUGACAGGGCCUAGCUGUGUAUAAAUGAUCCUUGCUAAAUAUCUUAAGGUUUUUUGUAAAAACAAAAACAAGAAGCUUAUUUUCACAUUAAAAUGAAACCUCUUUUGCAACUUCAGAAUUCUAUGGAAAAGCAGUUUUUAUCAUAUUUGUGUCCAUGUAUCUUUUUUCUUAAGAAAACGGUUUACAAAAAAGAAUGUAAACAGUUCGCGAUCUGGCCAGUUGUAUUUUUCAGCUCCCAGAGGGAGAGUUGGUGAUGUUGAGUAAAACCAUUCAGGAAACUUGAGGGGAGCAGUCUGUUGCCAGUCAUGUUUGUGUGUGCCAUUAAACCGCCUCCAGACAUUGGGGGGGACAUUGACUUUUUAAUUCUAUUGGAAUUAAUUAUUGCUGUGUACUAAGAACUUGACCUAAAUAAAAUCACACAAAGCGUA